CUGACACUUUCAAACAGUCAGAGGACACUAGGCUCAGCCAUCCUCAGGAACAGUCACAAGGGAACCUCCUUUUGCAUAAAAAAUGGAUAACAGGGAUUUCAUGUUUAUAUUUCUGUUUUUAGGAUGUGUUUCAAAGGCUGCCACAGACAUUUGUGGGAUUUCAGAGUUCUCCAGCCGGAUAGUUGAGGGUACAGAUGCUUCAGACGGAAGUUGGCCCUGGCAGAUUAGUCUAAGAUUUCAGGGCAGCCAUAUCUGCGGGGGAUCCCUGAUCUCGAGUCAGUGGGUGAUGACAGCUGCGCACUGCUUAGAAUUAUCAAACACUACUUCAUUGUACACUGUUGUCCUUGGUGCCUACCAGCUGUCCAUAACCAAUUCCCACCAAGUGACGUCCAACGUGAAUAGUUUUAUAAUCAAUAGUCUGUACGAUGGCCCCUGGUAUACCGGUGACAUCGCUCUCAUCAAACUCUCAAGCAACAUCACUUACACUGAAUACAUUCGACCUGUGUGCCUGCCCCCCGGGUCCAUCAGUUUCACAAACUGCAUGAAUUGCUGGGUUACUGGAUGGGGGGCUACCAGCUUUGGAGGUCAUUUCGUGGACCCUCAGACUCUACAGCAAUUGAUGGUCCCACUAAUUACCAGAGACUCAUGCAAUGCCAUGUACAACAUUAACAGUGGACUUACGUACAAUGUUACCGUAAUCCAGAGUGACCAGAUCUGCGCCGGGUACCAGGCUGGAGGGAAGGACUCCUGCCAGGGUGACUCUGGGGGUCCGCUGGUCUGCCAGGUGGACAAUGUCUGGUAUCAGGUUGGCAUUGUGAGUUACGGAGAUGAGUGUGUUCUCCCAAACAGACCUGGAGUUUAUACCCUCGUAUCCGUUUAUGAAAACUGGAUCAAUUCAACUAUUCCACGUGUAUCAAAUUCCGUGUCUCUUCCACGUGUAUCAGUUCUGCUCCUAUUUGGUGCUCUCACAUUUCUGCUGCAUGCGCCACCACAACCAGAAGCCCGUUUCCUUUCUGACCGGAUCACACAAACGAUUCCCACAAACAUAAGACAGUCAAUAGAAGGACCCCUGACGAACGAAGAAUUUGGAGACAUAGUUAAAAACCUCCCAAUAGGCAAGAGCCGGGGGCCCGACGGCUACACUACUAAAUGUUACAAAACCUUUACAGACUUGCUUCGCAAACCCUUUGCCACUGCCUUUAACUCACUUGUCUUAGGACAUAAACUCCCAGUUGAGUCCCUAGAAGCUCACAUCACACUAAUUCCCAAACCCGGAAAGGAACCUGAGGAAUGUGGGAGCUAUUGCCCAAUUUCUCUAAUAAACUGUGACCUAAAAAUCUUCACUAAGAUUCUAGCCAACCAUCUCAAACCACUCCUGAGAGGACUGGUACACCCAGAUCAGUCGGGGUUUGUGCCUGGUAGGGAGGCCAAGAAUAAUACAACGAAACUACUAAGCUUAAUAAACAUAGCUAAGGGAGAAAGACCCCAGAGCCUCAUUUUAACCAUAGAUGCCGAGAAGGCUUUUGAUAGAGUGGACAGGUCCCUCCUCAAGGCCACAAUGAGAACUCUGGGCUUCGGUCCACAUUGGAUGGACUGGCUCGCAGCCAUAUAUUCAAAUCCGGGAGAGAGAAUAUGGGUGAACGGACAGUUAUCAGACACUAUACAAAUAACCAAUGGUACAAGGCAGGGCUGUCCCCUCUCCCCGCUCCUAUUCAUCCUCACCAUGGAACCAUUCCUACAAGGAAUAAGAGAUAACCCGAACAUAUCUGGCCUUAAAGUAGCGGAACAGGAAUACAAGGUCUCUGCUUUCGCAGACGACCAAUUGUUCACAAUAUCCAACCCAGAAUCUUCACUACAACACCUAAUACAAGAAAUAGAUGCAUAUAAUCUAGUCUCCAACUACAAAGUAAACAUGAUGGUUCAUGUGGUUUUGAUAUCUGCCAGUUUUUCUGUCUGUAAUCAUCACAUACGGAAUGAGAAUCCCUCUAUUCUCUGUAGGACACAGACUGACAUGUUAUCUGUUAUUACAGGGGUCGUGCAAUCUGCUACAGUAACAGCUCCAGACAUUCAGCCUGUGGGUUGUGGCUCCCCAAUAAUCUCCAACAGGAUAGUUGGUGGCACAGAUGCGGGGGAAGGAGAGUGGCCAUGGCAGAUCAGCUUACGAUAUAAAGGGUCCCAUAUAUGCGGAGGGUCCCUGAUCUCCAACCAGUGGAUACUGACAGCUGCACACUGCUUUGUUUAUUCUCUAAAUCCUUCUUCGUAUAACGUGUUCCUUGGUGUCUACAAGAUGUCUGAACCCAGCAAUAACGAGGUCUCAUUUAACGUAAUACAGAUUAUUAAGGACUCUAGCUACAAUGGCCCUGGAACCAGAGGUGACAUUGCUUUGGUCAAAUUAUCAUCUCCCACUACUUUCAACAAUUUCAUUCUCCCUAUCUGUGUGCCAUCAACCUCCACCAUCUUCACAUCUGGCAUGGAAUGCUGGGUCACUGGGUGGGGGAACAUUAACUCUGGAGUGACACUCCCAUACCCUGGUGUCCUCCAAAAAGUGAAGCUACCACUGAUUACUAAAGCUUCCUGUGAUCAGAUGUACCACGUGGGCUCUGCAAUCCGCCCUGGAUACGCCAUAAUACAGAACGACCAGAUUUGUGCUGGGUACCAGGCUGGACAGAAGGACUCCUGCCAGGGUGACUCUGGGGGUCCGCUGGUCUGUGAGGUGCAAAGUGUCUGGUAUCAGGUUGGCAUCGUUAGCUGGGGAGAUGAAUGCGCCCUUCCUGACAGACCUGGUGUAUACACGUUCGUCCCCACAUACCGGGCCUGGAUGGGAUUGUACAACGCAACACUAAAUAAUCCCUCCGUGUCCUUUGCUCCCAGCAUUCCUCUUCUCCUCCUCAGUAUCUGCUUGUUAAUACUUCAAAGGACUAACCAUUUUUAAUCCUUAAUCUUUUUGGUUAAACUGAAUGAACUUUAAAGUCAUAUUUAUCAAAGCCGAACAGAAGCGACUCUGAUGGAACGUGCAAAAUGGAGACCGAUUCAUAUGGAAACUAAGAGGAAGUUCCUUUGCAUUUACUGCUUCGUUCCAGAAUUGCCCGUUUUUGGAUUUUUUUUAUUUUGUGCUACCCAUGGCUGUUAUUCAAUCUAUUUUACAAAGAGAUGUGGGUGAAUUAUAUAUUUUAUAAACUGUGAAUUACUAUAGAAAAACUACCUUAAUUAGAUGGUUUGCAGAGAUGCAAACAUUGUCAAAGAUCUCAUUCGAUAAUAUAAACCAGAGUCCUUUAAAUCAACACUGGGACGAAUUGAGUUUGUACGGUGUCACAGACUAACACACAAAAUGCUGAAAGUAAAGAGAUCGGCCACUCGGGAAAUGCUGGUCUACCUAGUGUAGUUAUAUGUAAAGACAAAAUUGCUUCUAAACUGUUCAUCUUAGAGGGAGCGCGUCUCUGUGAGAGGUCUCCAUAACACGUAGGAAUAAUCCAUUAUUAAGCACUGGGGUAUUUGACUUUUGUUGAUCCAGAAGUCUCUCUGGUUCAUUGAAUGUUAUCAGGACACAAAGUGAUACGGGAUGUAGGUGCAGACAUCUUUUAAUU
Molecule: messenger RNA, 3584 nt
Organism: Pelobates fuscus (common spadefoot toad)
Lineage: Eukaryota; Metazoa; Chordata; Amphibia; Anura; Pelobatidae
Exons: 11
Coding region: 83-2932 (949 amino acids)
Biological process (GO): proteolysis
Molecular function (GO): serine-type endopeptidase activity
Source: RefSeq, a predicted model, not a curated record